GUGGGGGUGCCGGCCUGCGGGGUCCCCUCCCUCCCUCCCGUCCGUCCGCCCGGGGCCCCGCGGAAGGCUCUUCCGCCCCGGCCUGGCCUGGAGGGAGCGGCCGGGAACACUCGGGCUGGGCCGGGUUUGCCUUCAGGGGCAGAGCUCACGCUCAAGCAGCAGCUUACGGUUGCUGAUCUCCCGUUUCUUGAUGGAAUUGUCAGUCUUCGGCGUCAGUUUUGCCUAAAGCCCUCUUAGUGAUGAAAAUGAACAAUUAGUCAAGAAGUUGAAAAAGCUACACAUAAAAAAUAAGGAUCUAGAAAAGAAUCUGGGUCAGAUCCAAGAAAAACUGCAUCUGCAGCAGUUAAUGCAUGACUAUGUCACAAGCAGAGAGUAAGAACUGUCAACAGUUUCUUCUUGCAUCAAAAGAAGUGCAGCAUUUUAGGACUUGUACCUUGUUGUUCUUCAGAUGAACUGGACUUUAUCUAUCCUGGGUAUUUUGGGGGGCAGUCUGUGAACAGCAUGGUGGGGAUGGAGAAUGCUGGAAUGGAAUGCUUUCAUUCCUGUGAAGGAAUAAAUGAUUACUGGGGAAACUUGGACAAAAUCAGUUGUUGUAGUGAAAGAAACAGUUUUAAUACCAAUAAGUAAUAGCCCUGCUUAGCCAACACGCUCUUUCUGUCUGGCUGCAAAAAGGUUUUAGACUGUUUUACCAACCAACAGUGGUAAGGUAGUUAAAUUGCAUCAAUUCUGUUUAAAAGAUUUGGAAAUGGGGACUUUAAGGCCUGAAAAACUAUAGUGUGAGUGUUUGAGAGAGUCUCUAAAGUGCCAGGAUCUAAGUAACUGCAAAAAAUUUGAGCUUUAAAUUUUGGUGUAUUUAUGAUCCUUUGUGAAAACCUCUACUCUAGAACCAAACUGAAAAGUAAUUUAGUUUUUCUCAGUUGCUGUGUUUGAGCCAGUUAAACUUGUAAAAUCUAAUUUUAUUAAGCUGUUGUGUUUGUUUCAAUUAAGUGUUCAAGUUCAAACAGAAAGCCACUUAUGGCAUAAGAGUGGAUGCAGCAAGGAGCUUAAUCUAGAGGGUGACAGUGUGAGGUGAGUUCUUGGAAACUGGAUCUUCACAGAGUUAAACAUUCUUCUCUGGAGGGUGGAGUAUGUUAUUGAACCAACUUAACCAUGAACUUCUGUUAACUGUUAUGGAAGCUGUUUUCAGCCUUUGAAACAAUGGGACAUUUUUUGGUUUUUUACAUUUGAAAAGAAAAGAUUGAAUCUUAGAUUGAAUUUGAGAAAUAUCACUAAACAAAGAGCAGAAUGGAUUUCUUUCUUUCUCAAAUCUUUUAUUGAGAAAAGCUGAGCUGAAGAAGCUCCUUCCUGCAUGUGUGCACACAAGUGUUCUUUUUUGUAGAUUUUUUUAAACUGGAAUUGUGUAAUUUAAUUUUCUUUUUGUGGGAGCUUUCUUAACUCAUUUUUACAAAAUUUCAUGUGUAUAUAAAAUACAUAGGUUGGUACUGAUUUAAAAUAUGUCACACAAGUGAUUGUACUUUGCAGUCUAUUUGAUUUUUAGAUGUGAGCCACUACCUGCUGUAGGUUUCUAUAAAUAAUCUCUUGUAACUAACUGCUUUUUUGAUACAGAGGGUACAUUUUUGCUGUAAGAAAAUGUGUAUCAAAACAUUUUAACAACUACACGUGCUACAUAAAAUGUUGAUCCAUCCCUCCAUGGCUUAAGUUUUUUUUUUUAACAGGCUGCUCCACUCUUUCCAAGGCUACUUUAUGUCCACUUACAGGAAGGGGCUGUGGAGCUUACAAAGGCAGAGGCAGUUCCUGCUGCUUUUGACUCAAGCACUCUGUUUUUUAGUGUUUCCUUUCAGUGGCUGUAGAAGGCCUGUCUUUUUUUGUUUCUAUUUUUUUAAAAAUACCUUUAUAGUGUGCCACACUGUCAUUUUGAACUACAUAGGGAGGCUGAGUGUUUAGCUCUGGGGUGGAAUUGAGUACCUCAUUAAAUGCAUAUGUGGAAGAAGUCUGAGUUAUUCUUUGAGUCUAGUGCUGGACCUGCUUUCUAUUAGGCUGCACAUGGAUAACCUGACUUAGCUUUUUUUCUAGCAUCUGUUUGUAUGAUAUUUUACAAAGCUGCUCUGUGUUGUAAUGUUGCUCACCCUGCCUGUGGUGAGCACUCAGGGCUUAGUGUGGGUGCCAGCUCUUGUUUGAAUUCCUAGUAAAACAGGAAAAAUGCCUGUUGAUGUUCAUCAGUUACAUCAUGGGCCUGAUCAGACUCAAUGCUAUGAAAUAUGGUAGGAAAUUAGUGCAGCAGAACUUGAUGCAAGAUAAUGUCUGAGGGCAAGAUAUCCCAAAUCUCUUUUUUUUACAUUGAUUUUACCCCCUUGCUCUCAUUUGCUCAUAGAUUUCUCUCACUCAUACCCUCACACCCACAUAUGCAGGAGCAAUGAGAUGUUUUCUGCCACACAGAGGGACACUGCCUCAUGAGCCCUCAUCAUGGGUUCUUGAUUGGUGUCAAGAAACUAAUUUCUGGACAAUUUCUGGACAUUUUAUGUUCUUCAGGAGCAGCCUUUGGUUAUUCCUGUUGUGCUAACAGGGAGAGACAGUGAUCUGUGUGACAUGCUGCAAACUCACUGCCACCCUCCUGUGGUUAUUGUAUAGACCUUCCUUCCACCUAGGAGUUGAUUGUACUGAGGUUUAAUCAGUGCGUGGCUGUGUGGGCUGGGCAAAACCAACAGGGAUUCUUUGCCAUUAAUUCAGACCACUCUCUUAACUCUCACUUUUCUAUUUUUUUGGAGCCUUGUUGUUGGUCACACUUCAGUCACACCCAUCUUAAAUAUUUACGUUACAAGCCUUUACAGUACAGUACAGCCCAAGUGAUCUCUGUGGGGCAUCUGUAAUACUUUCAUCACAAAGCACAUACAUUUUGUUGGCUUUCAUAUUUUAUUGCAAUUUAUGCAUUUCUUCUAUUUUAGACUACUUCAGAUGUAUAAUGAUCUACAGAAACGUUACAUUAAAGAAAUCAAAACAAACCAGGAGCAAAGUGAAGCAAUUAAAAAUCUCACUGGAUUUUGUACUGUUAAGAAGCCCAAUGUGGCCCUUUGACCAGCCCCCACCACCUUCACCUGAGAGAGAAAUGAACCACUGGAAAAGAGACUUACGCUGAUGCUGCAAUGCUGGGUUCUAGCUUGACCACUGCAAAGAGUCUUCCUUUGAAAAAGAGGCUCUGUUUCCUGCUGAAACUUGCAUGUUUUGUCAGCUUGGUGUUAGUAUUUUGUGAAUUUUUAAUUUAUUAUGUGGCAAUUUUUCAAUGUCAAUGGCCAGAAGUGAAAGGUGGAGCUCACAUGGAUGAAAAAGAGACUUCAACUUCAGUCCUAAAGGCCAUGAUUUUAGCUGAUACUCACCUACUUGGUGAAAUCAAAGGACAUUGGCUGGAUAAACUAAGAAGGGAAUGGCAAAUGGAGAGAUCUUUCCAAACUGCCUUAUGGUUACUGCAGCCAGAUAUUGUUUUUAUUCUGGGAGAUGUCUUUGAUGAAGGAAAAUGGAGCUUACCUCAGGCAUGGGCAGAUGAUGUCAGGAGAUUUCGGAAAAUGUUUAAGUAUCCAGUUUCUACUGAGCUGGUGGUGAUUGUUGGGAAUCAUGACAUUGGAUUUCAUUAUGAGAUGACUGCUUACAAGGUAAAUCGGUUUGAAAAGGUUUUCAACUUUACUUCAGGAAAGCUAAUAACUCGAAGAGGAAUAAACUUUGUCGUGGUGAACAGCGUGGCCAUGGAGGGUGAUGGCUGUGCUGUCUGCAGCUCCUCAGAAGCCAAGCUUGUGGCUCUCUCUCACAAACUGAAUUGCUCCCAGCAGAAAUCGAAUCGUUCCAACAAAAGAUGCAGUGAUGUGGAAAAGCUUCCAGCUUCAGAACCCAUCCUUUUACAGCAUUACCCUCUCUAUCGGAAAAGUGAUGCUGAAUGCAGCGGAGAAGAUUCUGCUCCUCCAGAGGAGAAGAACAUCCCAUUUAAAGAAAAGUAUGAUGUACUGUCUCAGGAAGCAUCACAAAAGCUGAUAUGGUGGUUCCAUCCCCGCCUGAUUCUCAGUGGGCACACACACAGUGCUUGUGAAGUGCUGCACGCGGGGAAAAUUCCAGAAAUCAGCGUCCCAUCAUUCAGUUGGAGGAACAGAAACAACCCUAGUUUCAUCAUGGGAGUUCCAGUGCUCAGUAGAGCCUUAGAGGUACAUCAGUUCGUUCCCCAGUUCAGAAAUAAAACAGAACUUCUAGAAACGUGGAGUAAGAAGCAAAAGCUACAAUCUGUUUAUGGAGAAGUCUGUGACCUGGGGGACAAAUCUUUCAUGUAUUUUUACUGCUGUUGAGUUUAGGCCGCUUAAUACACCAAUAACCCCCCAACUUUUAAAAUAACUUAAUUCAACUGUUACUAUUUUUUGUUGAAAGUAGUUCUGUUUAUUCCAUAUUCCUGAGAGUAGCUGCCUUCAAACUACACGUGCUCUCUGCACAUGCCAGACAGUGCAUCUUCACUGCAACACAAGAGGUUGGCUAAUUAGAGUGGCACCACUGUCACGACCAUUGUAACUCCUCCUCAGCCCAUUAUAAACUUUAAUUUGAACUGUGAAGUUGAGCCAAAAACCCAAUGAAGUUCUUUGUUGUUUGAUAUUUGGAUUAGCCAAUGUGCUUUUUGCAGCAUGUACUGGGUAGGAGGAGAGUGUGAGGGGAGGAAGGGGCACAUUCACCAAACCUAUCUUUAGCCUGGGAAGGCUCCUUCCAGGUGGAUUUACAGCAGCUAAAGUAAAGGCUUCUCUUGAAGGCAGAUCAGAUGAGGAACCCAGCUCUCUGCGCUAGAUGGAACAGAGAUAGGGAAGAUUGGCUUCUGGGCUAAUGUUGGCCUGAUGUAUAUUCCAGUUAGUGCCCAGCACUGAGGAAGGUAUGGACUCUUCAGCCCCCUGGAGAAGGCACUGAUACUAGGAAACUGGCCCAAAUAAUUGCCACCCAAGACAGAGGUUAGAAACCAGAGCUCUGACAGUCGGAGUGUUUACUCCUGAUUCAAAACCCACUGUAACAGCAAAGUGACAAUCUUCAUUUCUUUUCCAGGGCAGCAUAACACCAACUGACUUCUCCCUCCAAAAAUGCUUCCUUCCAUAUGAGAGCAGAGUCUUUACUAUAUACUGUGCAGCAGGUGCUCUGCUUGUAAUCCUGAUACUAGCUCAUUUUCAGCUUCUCACUCCACCAUUUUAUUUUGCUCAGCGUUUAAUCAGUAAGCAUAAAGCAGUAUGAAGAGCCAGACAUCUGCAUUCAGUCACUGAAAUACCAAAGCUGAGAACAGUCAAACAUCAGACUAUAUUCAUGCCAGCAAAUGACCUAAUUUGAUUGCUAGUCUGAAGGCAGGUUGCAUUUACACAUACCAUAGAAGUCCUAUACAGCUGAUAUGACUACUACAGGAUAAAUAAUUAAAUGAAAUGAAUGAUUCAUGCUGUACAAAAAUACUGUAUUCUACAAUCAAAUGAGUCCUUUUCCUGCUAUAUUUUUGUAUCAAAUAUGUAUAUUAAAAGUGUAACUGUACAUUA
Molecule: messenger RNA, 5528 nt
Organism: Apus apus (common swift)
Lineage: Eukaryota; Metazoa; Chordata; Aves; Apodiformes; Apodidae
Gene: MPPE1
Product: metallophosphoesterase 1
Exons: 11
Coding region: 3141-4322 (393 amino acids)
Biological process (GO): GPI anchor biosynthetic process; endoplasmic reticulum to Golgi vesicle-mediated transport
Cellular component (GO): endoplasmic reticulum-Golgi intermediate compartment
Molecular function (GO): phosphoric diester hydrolase activity
Source: RefSeq, a predicted model, not a curated record